AUGGCCGGUUCCCUUGUGUGGAACCACCUGGCAAAGCGAGAUGAGCUGGAGAAAGCAGAUCUGAUCAUGGGUUUUGGACAUUUCGACAUUCGUGUGCCACAGCAUUGCGCAGCUUUAUACAAGGAGGGCCGGGCUCCAAAGAUCGUAUUCACGGGUGGUGUUGGCAGCGGGUCUGCUGGCCUCAGCCAGCCUGAAGCAGAGUUCUUCAAGGAGGAGGCCUUGCGGCUCGGAGUUCCGCUUUGCGACAUCAUAGUCGAGGCUGCAUCAACGAAUACUCCAGACAACGUCAGAUGCAGCAUGGAGGUCCUCGUCAAUCUGGGAUAUGAUGAAGUCGAGGUCAGGAAAUCUCGCGUAAUUCUCGUGGCAACGCCGUAUCGACAACGCCGAGUGCAUCUCACUUGUCGGAAGCACUUGCCUGACGCAAGAUUGCAGAAUUCUCCUCCGAUUUCGGACUACACCACGGAUCAAGCCAUCUUCAGCACCAAAGGACAGCAUCUGGACUUGCUAUUGGCCGGUGAGGUGGAUCGCAUCUUGUUGUAUGGAGCAAAAGGAGAUAUUCAACACGAGCAUUUGCCUUCAGAGAUUCAAGAAGCUGCAGCUGUUGCGGCUGCUGCUGUGGCGGCCUUACCUCCAAGCACAACUGAGUGA
Symbiodinium natans is the source of this 648-nucleotide messenger RNA. The record is from the annotation of a GenBank genome assembly. Lineage: Eukaryota; Dinophyceae; Suessiales; Symbiodiniaceae.